AUCUCACAGCACGACAGGGAGCGUUUCUCAAGGAGCUCUCUAGUUCUGUCUGCUGGUUUUAUUCGUAAGUGAUAGGAAGUCGAAAUAAUUUACACGAAUCGGUUUAAUUUAUUUUGUUAAAGAAAGCAAUAUAUCUUGUCAAGGUGUAAUAUAUAUUUUAAUACCUUUUUAUCUUGUUUAUUUAUUGUUCAUUCUUAGAUUUGCAUUUGUUUUUUAUGUAUAUCAUUGUGACACUAACAAUAAAAAACGGGAAUCGGAUCUUUUGAUCAGUUAAGCGAUUCUUAAACGUCAUGACGUACGUCAAGUUUAGUUUACACUGUAUUUUUUUUUAGGGUGUGUGUGACUUGACUUUAUAACAUUCAGUUCAUGGAACAGCCUUUGACUCAUUUACAGUAAUGUUUAUGAAUGUGAACCGCCCCUUUUAAAUAAAAUAAUAAAAUAAAUAUAAUAAUAUUAAUUAAUAAAAAAAAAAAAAAAACUAAUCAAUCAAACUCUAUCAUGAGCUAAUCCUGCAUAUAGCACUGACCCGACCGCAAACACGUGCAACAGCGCCAUCUAUUGGUCGAUCUGAAGAGUUGCAGAAGCGUCACUGUGAGUCACUGGUUGCUAAGAGCAACGCUCUUCAAACUCACACAAUUAAUCCGACAACUCAAUCUUUUGAGGGGAACCUAAACGGUGUUUUUUGAAAGGAAAUUAGUUACCUUAGUUUUACCGUACUCAUAUCGUCUGUAUCAUAGAAAAACAGAUGGCGAACCAUCUGUUCGUGCUGCGUUGACUUUACUUCAGAAAUAUGACCGCAAAGAACUGCAAGAAGUGCUCAGCCUGACCUCCUGUGACUGACUGCAAAUAUGAAUAUGCUUAUAAUGUGUCCCAGCUGGAAGUGCGGGAACAGGGUGCAACAGCUCUGUGGGCCCUGGCAGGACAAACUCUGAAGCAACAGAAACUCAUGGCAGAACAGAUGGGCUACCCGGUCAUCCUUGACCUUCUUCAGUCCUCUUCAGACAAAAUGCAAUAUGCGGGGGGCCGAUCUAGCCAAGAUAGUUGUGCCCAUCAGGAUGGCUUUUGCAGGGAGAAUGGGGUUCCGCCUUUGGUGCAUUUGCUUCGAGGGUCUCAAACAGCGCUGAAAACCCUGCUCAGUGUCAUCAAAGCCCUGGGUUGUUUGUGCAUUGGAGUGGCACUUACUACUUGCAGAGAAAAGGUCAUAUUAGAGCUUUUAAAAUCCCAUGAAUCUCUGGAGGUCAAGGCAAGUAUUCGUUUCAAAAAUUAAAUGAGAUUAAAAUAGGAAGUAACUUUAUAGUAUUUUUAAAUCACAUUAGGUGCAAGUGGCUCAGACUCUCGCCUGUGUGCUGAUGGGGAACCAAAAACUCCAGAGUUUUUAUGUAUUUAUCAAAUAAAUGCAAUCUUGGUGAGCACAAGAAACUUCUUUCAAAACCAUUAACAAAUUGUAUCAACUCUACAGUCGUGGCCAAAA
Messenger RNA from Cyprinus carpio (common carp), 1471 nucleotides. RefSeq names its product ankyrin and armadillo repeat-containing protein-like. The coding region runs from base 947 to 1267 and encodes 106 amino acids. NCBI's taxonomy places the organism in Eukaryota, Metazoa, Chordata, Actinopteri, Cypriniformes, Cyprinidae. The transcript has 4 exons. The record is from RefSeq and is a predicted model, not a curated record.